Molecule: messenger RNA, 1656 nt
Organism: Saccharomyces cerevisiae S288C
Lineage: Eukaryota; Fungi; Ascomycota; Saccharomycetes; Saccharomycetales; Saccharomycetaceae
Gene: CDC14
Product: phosphoprotein phosphatase CDC14
Exons: 1
Coding region: 1-1656 (551 amino acids)
Biological process (GO): cellular response to stress; regulation of cytokinetic process; mitotic cell cycle
Cellular component (GO): nucleolus; cytoplasm; cellular bud neck
Molecular function (GO): phosphoprotein phosphatase activity; protein tyrosine phosphatase activity
Source: RefSeq, marked reviewed
AUGCGUAGGAGUGUAUACCUCGACAACACGAUCGAGUUCCUGCGAGGCAGAGUAUAUCUCGGUGCAUAUGAUUACACGCCGGAAGAUACUGAUGAGCUGGUGUUUUUUACCGUGGAGGACGCAAUCUUUUACAACAGUUUCCAUUUGGAUUUCGGUCCCAUGAACAUUGGACAUCUAUAUCGUUUUGCCGUUAUUUUCCAUGAAAUCUUGAAUGACCCAGAAAAUGCCAAUAAAGCCGUUGUUUUCUAUUCAUCUGCAUCGACCAGACAACGUGCUAACGCCGCAUGUAUGCUUUGCUGUUAUAUGAUCCUCGUUCAGGCAUGGACUCCGCAUCAAGUGCUUCAGCCGUUGGCGCAAGUAGACCCUCCCUUCAUGCCAUUUAGAGAUGCCGGUUAUUCUAAUGCGGAUUUCGAAAUCACAAUUCAAGAUGUGGUUUAUGGCGUUUGGAGGGCUAAGGAAAAAGGCCUUAUUGAUUUGCAUUCCUUCAAUUUGGAGAGUUACGAGAAAUACGAACACGUGGAGUUUGGAGACUUCAAUGUACUCACCCCAGAUUUUAUUGCAUUUGCGUCACCACAAGAGGACCAUCCAAAGGGCUAUCUCGCUACCAAAUCUUCACAUUUGAACCAGCCGUUUAAGUCAGUUCUGAAUUUUUUCGCCAACAAUAACGUCCAAUUAGUGGUAAGGUUGAAUUCUCAUUUAUAUAAUAAAAAGCAUUUUGAAGACAUUGGCAUUCAACAUUUGGAUCUAAUUUUCGAAGAUGGUACAUGUCCUGAUCUUUCCAUUGUAAAAAACUUUGUUGGUGCUGCUGAAACGAUAAUUAAAAGGGGAGGUAAAAUUGCUGUGCACUGUAAGGCUGGGCUAGGUAGAACUGGUUGUUUAAUUGGUGCUCACUUAAUAUACACGUAUGGAUUUACCGCUAACGAGUGUAUUGGCUUCUUAAGGUUUAUAAGGCCGGGAAUGGUCGUUGGCCCUCAACAGCAUUGGUUAUAUUUACACCAGAAUGAUUUUAGAGAAUGGAAGUACACAACCAGAAUUUCUUUGAAGCCUAGUGAGGCCAUUGGCGGCUUAUAUCCCUUAAUAAGUUUAGAAGAAUACCGCUUACAAAAAAAGAAACUUAAAGACGACAAGAGGGUUGCGCAAAAUAACAUUGAAGGUGAAUUAAGAGAUUUAACCAUGACGCCGCCAUCCAACGGUCAUGGGGCGCUUAGUGCCAGAAAUUCGAGCCAACCUUCUACGGCGAAUAAUGGAAGUAAUUCAUUCAAGAGCUCAGCCGUCCCACAGACUUCGCCUGGUCAGCCGAGAAAGGGCCAAAACGGUUCUAAUACUAUAGAAGAUAUCAACAAUAAUCGUAAUCCAACUUCCCAUGCGAAUAGGAAGGUAGUAAUAGAAAGCAACAACUCAGAUGACGAAUCCAUGCAGGAUACCAACGGCACAAGUAAUCAUUAUCCCAAAGUUUCGCGCAAGAAAAAUGAUAUCUCCUCUGCUUCAUCGUCCCGAAUGGAAGAUAACGAACCCAGCGCAACGAACAUCAAUAAUGCCGCAGAUGAUACCAUACUAAGACAACUAUUGCCCAAGAAUAGGAGAGUAACGUCAGGGAGAAGGACUACAAGCGCCGCCGGUGGUAUAAGAAAAAUAAGUGGCUCCAUCAAGAAAUAA